Messenger RNA from Alligator mississippiensis (American alligator), 8432 nucleotides. It is a transcript of the gene CASKIN1, whose product is annotated as CASK interacting protein 1. The record is from RefSeq and is a predicted model, not a curated record. Gene Ontology annotation, molecular function: protein binding. The transcript has 21 exons. Bases 180 to 4937 code for a protein of 1585 amino acids. Lineage: Eukaryota; Metazoa; Chordata; Crocodylia; Alligatoridae.
GGCCGGGCCAUGGAGCAGCCGGCGCGGCGGAGCUCAGCCCCAGCGCCCGCUGCCUGCGGCGCCCGCCGCCCCGGCCCCAGUGCGCCUGAGCCGGCGGGCGGCGCCCGGGGCAGCCGCUGCGCACGGCCGGGGAUGCUGUGAGCGCCCGCCGCCGCCCGCCCGCCCGCCCGCCGCCCGCCAUGGGCAAGGACCAGGAGCUGAUGCAGGCGGUGAAGGCGGAGGACGUGGGCGCCGUGCAGAAGCUGCUGCAGAGGCCCAAGCCGGGCAAAGCCAAGCUCCUCGGAUCUGCGAAGAAAGUCAACGUCAACUUCCAGGACACCGAUGGAUUCUCCGCCCUGCACCAUGCAGCCCUCAAUGGCAACACGGAGCUCAUCUCGCUGCUGCUGGAAGCUCAGGCCGCCGUGGACAUUAAGGACAACAAAGGGAUGCGGCCCCUGCACUACGCCGCCUGGCAGGGCAAGAAGGAGCCGAUGAAGAUGGUGCUGAAGGCAGGGUCAGCCGUGAAUGCCCAGUCGGACGAGGGCCAGAUCCCCCUGCAUCUGGCGGCCCAGCACGGGCACUACGACGUGUCCGAGAUGCUGCUGCAGCACCAGUCCAACCCCUGCAUUGUGGACAACUCUGGCAAGACGCCGCUGGACUUGGCUUGCGAGUUUGGCCGCGUCGGGGUGGUGCAGCUGCUGCUGAACAGCAACAUGUGUGCGGCGCUGCUGGAGCCCAAGCCCGGGGACGCCACCGACCCCAAUGGCACCAGCCCCCUGCACCUGGCAGCCAAGAAUGGGCACAUUGACAUCAUCAGGCUGCUGCUGCAGGCGGGCAUCGACAUCAACCGGCAGACCAAGGCGGGCACGGCCCUGCACGAGGCGGCUCUGUGUGGCAAGACCGACGUGGUGCGGCUCCUGCUGGAUAGCGGGAUCAAUGCCCAUGUCAGGAACACGUACAACCAGACGGCGCUGGACAUUGUCAACCAGUUCACCGCCACCCAGGCCAGCAAGGAGAUCAAGCAGAUGCUGCGAGACGCCUCGGCCGCGCUGCAGGUCCGGGCCGUCAAGGAUUACUGCAACAACUACGACCUGACCAGCCUGAACGUGAAGGCCGGCGACGUCAUCACCGUGCUGGAGCAGCACGCGGACGGGCGGUGGAAGGGCUGCAUCCACGACAACCGGACCGGCAACGACCGCGUGGGCUACUUCCCGUCCAGCCUCGUCGAAGCCAUCAGCAAGCGAACAGGUUCAUGGGAAACGGUAACCAUUAGCCAGCACUAUCAAACGAUCCCGCUCCCGGGCCCCGGGGCAGCUGUGCUUAAUGGCGACGCCUCGGCCCAUCCGCUCCAUCUCCUGCCUCCACCUCCACCUCCUCCAUCACAUUCCCAUCAGCCUCUUUUCAGUUCCUUUGGCUAUCACAGGCUGCCCCAUAGCCCUGCGGGGGAGCGGCACUGUGGACAAGGUUCGCGCGGGUCCGACAUGAGCCCAUCUCACCUGUCGCCCUCGCAAGGCGGGUCACCAGCCACGCCGGCGCCAGCCGAGGAGAUCUGGGUGCUGCGGAAACCCUUUGCAGGUGGCGACCGCAGUAGCCUGGGCAGCACCGGCAGCGUGGCCAGCGCACGGAGCUCGGGCAGCGGGCAGAGUGCGGGCAGCGGGGGUCAUGCCCUGCACGCCGGCUCAGAAGGGGUCAAGCUGCUGGCAACCGUCCUCUCGCAGAAGGCGUCGGUGCAGGAGGCGGCCGUGGGCGAUGGGCCGGCGAAGGGGCUGGAGUCGCCUGCAGGUUCCUCGCGGAGCCAGAGCGUGGCCAGCUCCCCGUAUGCAGCCCAGCCCCCGCCCGAGCAGCAGCUGAAGAAGAUGGAGCCCAUGUCGGAGGGGAAGAGCUCGGAGGCCGUGUACCAGUGGCUGUACAAGUUCCAGCUGCAGCUCUACGCGCCCAACUUCAUUAAUGCCGGCUACGACAUCCCCACCAUCAGCCGCAUGACGCCAGAGGACCUCACGGCUAUCGGCGUGACGAAGCCCGGGCACCGGAAGAAGAUUGCCUCGGAGAUCAACAGCCUGAACAUCCCCGAGUGGCUCCCGGAGUACAAGCCGGUACGGCUCUGCCCGCGGGGCCCGGGCGGUGGGCGCCGGGACCGCGCCGAGCCGGAGGAAACCCCCCUGCCGGCCAACCUGGCUCUCUGGCUGUCCAUGAUCGGGCUGUCGCAGUACUACAAGGUGCUGGUGGAGAACGGCUACGAGAACAUCGACUUCAUCACGGACAUCACGUGGGAGGACCUGCAGGAGAUUGGCAUCACCAAGCUGGGCCACCAAAAGAAGCUGAUGCUGGCGGUGAAGAAGCUGGCGGAGCUGCAGAAGGCCGAGUACGUCAAGUACGAGUCGGGGACGCUGAAGAAGAAGGCGCCGCAGUCGCUGGAUGUCAUGGCCAUCGAGUCGCCCCCGCCCGAGAGCGCCGAGUGCCAGUCCCCCAAGAUGACCACGUUCCAGGACAGCGAGCUCAGCAGCGAGCUGCAGGUGGCCAUGACGGGCACCGGCGAGGCGCCCGACGAGCCUGAGAAGCCGGCCAACCAUGUGCCGCACCUCCGGGAAGGCGCCAGCUACCGGCCCCCCUCCACCCGCCACGUGCACCAAAACAGCCUGGGCAGCCGAGCCAAGCACAUCAGCAGCUCCCAAGAGCUGCUGGGCGACGAGCCCAAGGGGCCGAGCGCUGCCAUGUCCAAGAGCCAAGAGUACCUGACGGAGGAGGGCAAGGAGGGGCCCCCCAGCCUGCCCAAAGAGGUGCGCUCCCUGCGGCACGGGCACCCCGUGAAGAGAGCCAGCGUGCCCCCCGUGCCCGGCAAGCCGCGGCAGUCCUUCCCGCCGUCCGCGGGGCACUUCACCCCGCCCCAGACGCCCACCAAGCCGCGGCCCUCGUCCCCCCAGACCCUGGGCGUGCCGCACGCCACCGCCAAAGUGAAGCCCACGCCCCAGCUGCUGCAGCAGGCCGACCGCCCCAUGUCGCCCCGCUCCCUGCCGCAGUCGCCCACGCACCGCGGCUUCGCCUACGUCAUGCCGCAGCCCGUGGAAGCCGAGGCGGGGCACCCGCCGGGUCCGCUGGCCCAGGCCGUGCCGGUGCUGCCGGUCUCGGUGCCGGUGCUGUGCUUGCCGCCGCCCGGCGGGGAGGCAGAGGAGGAGCUGGGCCGGCCGAAGAAGCGGGCGCACAGCCUGAACCGCUACGCCAUGUCUGACAGCGAGCAGGAGCGGGACGAGCUGCUGGUGCCGGACGCCGGGCCCUACGCCACAGUGCAGCGGCGCGUGGGCCGCAGCCACUCCGUGCGGGCUCAGUCGGGCGCCGACAAGAACGUCAACCGCAGCCAGUCCUUCGCCGUGCGGCCCAAGAAGAAGGGCCCUCCGCCGCCCCCGCCCAAGCGCUCCAGCUCUGCCAUCUCCAGCACCAACAUGACCGAGGACUUCAAGGACGGGGAGGCGGGGGACGGCACCGGCGAGGACGAGGAGAUGCCGGAGCCCUACGUGGAGCAGCGGCGGGCCAGCGACUUCGGCGGCAGCGUGGACACGGGCAGCGCGGGCAGCGUGAAGAGCAUCACCGCCAUGCUCGAGAUGUCCUCCAUCGGCGGCGGUGCCCGGGCCUUGGCGCUGCAGAAACCGCCCGGCGCCGGCGGCAAGGGGCCUGACGGCUACUACGUGCCGCCCGGCGCCGUGCACCCCGCCAGCCCCGAGCACGGCCGCGUGGCCACCGUCCUGGCUACGGUCAAGCACAAAGACGCCAUCGGGCUGGACGGGGAGGUGGUGAACCGGCGCCGGACCAUCAGCGGCCCCGUCACCGGGCUGCUGGCCGCGGCCCGCCGGGAGCGCUCCGGCAGCAUGCAGUCGGACGCGGGGAAGGAGGGCAGCGCGGUGGAGCGGCUGCGGGGCUCCCCCCAGAACAGCUCGUCCGAGAACAUCCCCUUCGCCGAAGACGGCAACCUCACCAUCAAGCAGCGGCCCCGCGGCCUGGUGCCGGCCAGGGCCGAGGCGGGGGAGGCGCUGUCCCCCGCGCACCGCCACGGCGACCUGGCCAAGGUGGAGGCCAGCGCCACGCUGAAGCGGCGGAUACGGGCCAAGCAGAGCCAGCAGGAGAGCGUCAAGUUCAUCCUGACCGAGUCGGACACCGUCAAGCGGCGCCCCAAGACCAAGGACAAGGAGCAGGGGCUGGAGCCGGCCCCGCUCUCCGUCUACCAGAACGGCACCGGCACCAUCAAGCGGAGGCCGGCCUCCGAGACGAGCGGCGCCGAGAUGCCCGCGCCGCCACCCCUGACCCCGCCACCGCCCGCCGACGGGCUCGAACACGCGCUGCAGCCGGCGGAGCCCAAGAAGCCCUUCAAGCCGCCGGUGUCCCCCAAGCCCGUGUUACCCCAGCAAGCACAGAAGGUCCCCGGGCCGCCCACGCCCACGCCCAAAAAGGUGCCGAUCCCCAGCCCCGGCAGCCCAGAGGUGAAGCGGGUCCAUGGCACCCCGCCGCCGGUGUCCCCCAAGCCCACCCCACCGCCGACGGCGCCCAAGCCGGCCAAGCCGCACGCCGCCAUCCAGUCGGUGAGCGCGAGCUCCACGCCCGCCCCGUCGCCCGCCAAGCAGCUCGCCCCCACGGCCAAGCCUUCCAGCACGCCGCCCUCGCUCUGCUCCAGCCCUGCCAAGCCCCUCUCGCCCGGCGGGCAGCCGCAGCAGGUGCCCGUCAAGCCGCCGCGCUCCUCCAUCGCCGGGCCGUCGGUGGAGAGCGCCAGCACCGAGAUGGCGCACCAGAAGCUGGAGGAGACCAGCGCCUCGCUGGCGGCCGCGCUGCAGGCGGUGGAGGAGAAGAUCAAGCAGGAGGACGGGCAAGCUGCAGACGCGGCGGCGGAGUCCAAGAGCACCGUCAGCAUCCUGGACGACAUCGGCAGCAUGUUCGAUGACCUGGCCGACCAGCUGGACGCCAUGCUGGAGUGAGGGCGGGCCCGGCGCGCCCCCGCUAACCUCAGGAUUCACCGUGGGCACAAGGGCACAACGAUCUACCCCCCACCCCGCCGCCCCCCUGUACAGCCUGCCCGUCCCCCCCGGACCCCCAGCCUUCGGGGCUUGCACAAAGAAGAAAAGAUUACCUCAGGACUGUGCUCACACCGACCGGCACACGCGUUUCCCACCCCGAGCCCCGCGGCGCCCGGGAACGGCUGCGGCCAGGCCUGGGUUUGUAGAAGCAAAAAAACAAAAAACACAAACCAAGCAACCUAAGAGCCCUGCCAUGGGGCUUUCUGCCCUGCUGCCCACCCCUGCCACGCCGGUCCAGCAGGGAUGCACUGUCCAGGCCGGCGGCUGGUGCCCACCCCCAAACCCCGCGCCUGGCGCUGGACAUUGCUCCGCUCCUUCCUGCUGUCUCCACGUCCCGUAACGCCCCCGAGCCCCCCAGCAUCACCGUCCAGCCUGUGCCCCCCCCAGAUCCGUCCCAGUCCAUCUGCGCCUCUCUCCCGUGGGCCGCGGCGCCCAGGGGCUGCCCGGGGGGGGUUGGGGAGCGGGGUUCAAGGGGGGAUGGGGGUUCGGUCCGCUGCAUGCUGCGUGUUCCCCGAUGGCGUGUGUCUGUGCUAGCCUGGUGGUGCGCUGUGCCCGUGCGACACUGUGUCGUGGCCGCGUCUGAUGUGCCGUUAGUGCUUUCUGUUCGUCUGCUUUCUCUGGGUCUGGAAGCUUUUUUAUUUUGGGGGGGGGGGAAGGUGUCCCAGCCACUGCAGGGUGCCUACUGGGGAGAGCGGACGCGUGGCACGGGGGCACUGGGCCCAGCCCAGCAGCCACGUGCAGCUCCUUGCACAGACGGGGGUGCUGGUGCCCAGUGUGGGCAUCGUGCGGUGCUGCUGCACACCGGCAGAGCCUGGUGCUGUGUUGUGGGGGGCCUGGAGGGUAUCUGGGGGCAUGGGGUUUUUCAGGGAGGGGAGGCAGGAGCCUUCCCCCCACCCCUUAGCAGGGAGGCAUGGCUGCAGGCGGCUGGGCUGGGCCCUUGCCCACUCAGCCCCACGCAGGGUUGUGUCCUCGGUGUGGGGGGGUGUUGAGGGCAGUCGGUGCAAGGCGUGGGCCUGGGGCUCUGGCCAGGAGGCAGGGGCAGGGACGAGGGGCCCAUGAGCCACGGGCUGGGUGGGUGCCCAUGCACAGGCCCCCUGCACCCCAAUCAGGGCAGGCAGAGGGGUGCUUGCAACAGAUUGUCCCCCCUGGGUAUCUGGCUACUGGCAAGGGGGUGGCGGGAGUCUCUGGCAAGCUGGGGGUUGCAGCAUGUGCAGCAGGUCAUGGUGCGAGGGUGGGUGUUGGAGUGCUUGAGCGUGUGGAGCGAGUGGGUCUGGAGUGGCCGGACGAGGCCGGCGCAGGCCGUGGGGGCACAGCGGACUGGCGCCUGAUGCCCCAGUGCGGUGCAGGUGGCAGAGGGGUUGGGAUACGGAUGUGGGUGCGAGGCCCUGCUUCACCCUCCCCAGUCCCCCUUGUCUGACGCGGUCCCAACUUGCCCGAAAUCAGCUCACGCCCAGCCCGUGCGGGCGAGCGGCUUGGCCCAACACCCGACCUCCGCGCUGGCUGCUGCGGGGACCUUUCCCCCCUCCGAGAAGCUGCUGGUACUGCAGCAGUGUCACCCUGUGAUGCUGGAGCACCCAGGCACCCUGAGCCCUCUGUAGCACCCCUGCCCACGCCAGCCAGGCGCCCUCCCGCGCUCUGGCCCAGCGGGCGAGGGGCGGGGGCCGUGUCCUGGGCGUGGGGUGCUGGCAGGCUGCAGGGACCCUGAGGCUGGUGUGUUCCCGAGACGUACUCUUGGCGCAGAGCGGUGCUGCUGCCCUGCAAUGGCUCCAGGCCCUUCUGGUGCCUCCCCCCGACCCGGUCCCCUUGCCCCCGCCGGCUUCUGCCUACCAGGGCAUGGGGAGCCUCAGUGCUUCCACAGCUCAGGCUUCGUCCUCCACCAGCUCCUGCUGCUGCUGCUCCUCCUUUGCCUCCCAAAUCCAGGAGCAAGAGGCCUUUGCGGCGUUCGCUCCCUCCGGUCUCAGCUCCGCGGGCCCCAGGGAUGCCCGUUAGCUCCCUGGAUGAGAGGUGGCAUCCGGUCACGGGGGCAGGCGCUCGGAGGGUGAAGGGGGCGCAGGCUGACGUCUUAGGGGGGAUCGUCACGGCCAGCAUUCAGCCUCCACCCACCCACUGGCAGCAGCGUCCCCCCGCGGGCACCCACUCACGGCAAAAACUCUCUGCUGAGGACAAGGAGGGAUGAGGACCUAAUAAGCUAUAUAAAGAAGUAUUAAUUUAUUGCAAAAGAUUUAAGACAGAUUUUCCCCCUCCACCCCCCACCCCAGAAAUUUAAAAUAAAAAAAAAACUUUAACAAAUAUAUAUUUAAAAGAUUAAAAAAAAAAACCUAUUAUCAAUUAUAUAUUAAACAGAUAAAAAAGAAUCAAGAGAAAACUGGAUUUUAGCUUGAGAACAACCUAUUAGACUCUACUAAGCUGUAUGUCUUGUGGCACGAUCAUUCUAAGAGUAGCACAACUAUCCGACGAUACCUUUGAUCUUGUUUGAAGGUAUGUGCAAACAGGUUUCUGUUGUUCGUUUUUCCGUUGGACUUCAGCGUAACUUCUUUCUUUUUUUACACCGUUUAAGAACUCAAAGGAUGUGCCUUGUUUUCUGAAGGUUUUUGUUAUCUCUUCUACCGAGGGUGUUUCAUUCCGUUGGGUGUCUUCAGGUUUCGGUUCUUCCUUUUUCUGGUAUUCGUUUGGUGUGCGUGUGCGCGUGUGUGUUUGCGCGUGUGUCCGUGUGUAUUCCAGGGAAUGCACAGCUGUAUAUUCAUGUAUAAACAGGAUUUCGAGUCUGGUUCCUUGCUUGAAGUCUGACGAAUGCAUUUUUGCUUGUGGUUUCCAAACAAAGUGUCGACGUGAUCUUUUUCUUGAGAAGUACAACCUGGUCUCUCUCUCUCUCUCUCUCUUUCUCUCUCUCUCUCUCUCUCUCUCUCCUGUUGUGUUUGCUGAUCCAAAAUGUGUUUGGCACAACUUUGAAAUUUCUUACAAAAAGAAAAAAAAAGAAAAGGAAAAAAAAGACUUCCAAAAAAAAAAAAAAAAAAGAAAAGGAAAAAAAAAAAAAGAAUAAAACAACCCGCCUGAAAAUAUCUGUUGUAAAGAAAAAAAAAAUAUAUGUAUCUAAGAAAAAAAAAUCCAUAAAGUUCUACAUGAUGGAUAUAUACAUAUAUAUAUAUUUUUUAUGAUUAAGUUAUGGACUCUGUAUUGUAUUCCCAUUCUGUCAGAUCUAUGCAUCUUGGUGCUUUUCCCUGCUCUUCUGUGCUUAGGUUCCACCUAUAUUAGUCUUACUAUUACUAUUCUGACUAGUCGAUGGCGCGUGGUGCUGUGAAGAAGUUUGCUCCUAUAAAACGUCUGGCAACAAAUAUUUAAAGUAAAAAACAAAAAAAGAAAAAAAAAGAAAUAAACCGACGUCUCAUGUUGCUGCCA